Aureobasidium namibiae CBS 147.97 is the source of this 1470-nucleotide messenger RNA. Its product is annotated as xaa-pro dipeptidase app. The coding region runs from base 1 to 1470 and encodes 489 amino acids. The record is from RefSeq and is a predicted model, not a curated record. NCBI's taxonomy places the organism in Eukaryota, Fungi, Ascomycota, Dothideomycetes, Dothideales, Saccotheciaceae. Gene Ontology annotation, molecular function: metalloaminopeptidase activity; manganese ion binding. Gene Ontology annotation, cellular component: mitochondrion. The transcript has 9 exons.
AUGAGGAGCUGUCGCACUUUGCUGAGAGCCGUAUCGAGGCCUCAGCCAGCACUUCUGCGAUCCAGAUCAUCAUGUCUAGCACAAGUCCCUCGCCGCACCUUGAUCUCGGCUGCCGACCUGCAGUUUGGUCAGCCUUUGCAUGAGACACACCCGCAUCUUAUUGCGUCAGGCGACUUGACUCCCGGUAUCUCUGCUCUCGAAUAUCACGAGCGUCGCGCAAACCUCGCCAAAGCCCUCCCAAAAAACACCAUCGCUGUCCUCGCUUCCUCCGACAUCAAAUACCGAUCCGGUGCCGUCUUCUACGAGUUUCACCAAGAGCCGAACUUCUUCUACCUGACCGGCUUCAACGAGCCCGAAGCACUUGCUGUCAUUGAAAAGGGUGACUCUGAUGUUGAAUACACGUUCCACCUAUUCGUCCGACCCAAGGACCUAAAAGCCGAACAGUGGGAUGGUGCGAGAAGUGGUAUCCAGGCCGCAUUAGACGUCUUCAAUGCCGAUGAGGCCGGAGACAUUAACCGUUGUCACGCCCUUCUCCCAGAUAUCAUCGGCCGCGCAAAAGAAGUCUACACCGAUCUGCUCGGCACUACUACCAAGUCGGCAUUCAAGAGAUAUUUUUCGAGCUUGAAGAAGGUACCCUCGGAAGGCUUCGGCAAGCUGCUACAAGAGAACAACGUCAGACCUCUGAGGCCUAUCAUGAACAACCUUCGUGUCAAGAAAAGCGAGUCCGAGAUAUUGAACAUGAGAAAGGCUGGUCAGGUGUCUGGUCGCGCAUUCACUGAGACCAUGAAGACAUCCAUCAGUACCGAGAAGGAUCUCUGGACCAUGCUCGAUACCGGCUUCAAGGUUGGCGGUCUAGAUGGCUCGGCUUACGUGCCUGUCGUUGCUGGUGGAAAGAAUGGCUUGAGCAUCCAUUACACUCGCAAUGAUCAAACUCUCAAGGAAGGCGAGCUUGUAUUAGUCGACGCUGGCGGCGAGUACGGUGGCUACAUCACCGACAUUACACGCACAUGGCCAGUAAAUGGCAGAUUCACAGACCCGCAAAGAGAUCUGUACGAGAUGAUCCUCAAAGUCCAGCGAAGCGUGGUAUCGCUUUGUCACGAGGAUGCGAACGUCUCGCUCGACAAGCUCCAUCGUAUCACCGAGGACGGAUUGCGCGAUGGACUCAAGAGUCUAGGAUUUAACAUGGACGGCAAUGCUCUCGAGACAUUGUUCCCUCACCAUGUUGGACACUUUAUCGGGUUGGACGUUCACGACGCUCCCGGGCAUCCACGAACUGGAAAACUGACGGCGGGAGAGUGCAUCACCAUCGAACCAGGAAUCUACGUUCCAGAAGACGAGCGAUGGCCCAAGCACUUCCAAGGACUAGCGAUGCGAAUCGAAGACAGCGUGUGCAUCACAGAGUCGCAUCCUUAUGUGUUGACAACAGAGGCAGUAAAGGAGGUUGUUGAUAUUGAAGCGCUCAGGCGUUAG